Corapipo altera (White-ruffed manakin) is the source of this 4149-nucleotide messenger RNA. It is a transcript of the gene PLEKHG3, whose product is annotated as pleckstrin homology and RhoGEF domain containing G3. The transcript has 15 exons. The coding region runs from base 34 to 3282 and encodes 1082 amino acids. Lineage: Eukaryota; Metazoa; Chordata; Aves; Passeriformes; Pipridae. The record is from RefSeq and is a predicted model, not a curated record. Gene Ontology annotation, molecular function: guanyl-nucleotide exchange factor activity.
CCCUGUGCCCCGCCGGUGCCAGGCGAUGCCGGGAUGCCAGUGCCCGCUUGCCCACAGCGCCCUGCCCUGAGCCCGGAGCCCGGCUGUGCCAUGGAGGAUCCGGCUGGUGCCGUGACCGAGCCGUGGGCCGAGGGGCUCCACAACACCAACAACAAUGCGGCCCCGGGGGGGUGGCCGGGUGCCCGCAGCGGGCACCCUCUGGCACCUUUCGGGGGUCCUGGGGCCAAGCCCAGCUACCUGGACCGCGUGGUGCUGGAGAUUGUGGAGUCGGAGCGCACCUACGCCCGUGACCUGCGCAGCAUCGUGGAGGGUUACCUGGGCAAGAUCAUCGACGCGGAGGAGCCGGUGUUGCGGCCGGAGCAGGUCAGCGCGCUCUUCGGGAACAUCGAGGACAUCUACGAGCUCAGCAGCACCCUCCUGCAGAACCUGGAGAGCUGUGCCAGUGACCCCGUGGCCGUGGCCGUGUGCUUUGUCACCCGGAGCCAGGAAUUCACCAUCUACACCCAGUACUGCAACAACUACCCCAGCUCCGUGGCAGCACUGGCCGAGUGCAUGAGGAGCAAGGUCCAGGCGCGGUUCCUGCGGGAAUGCCAGGAGCGGCUGCGGCAUGCACUGCCCCUUGGGGCCUACCUGCUCAAGCCCGUCCAGAGGAUCCUCAAGUACCACCUGCUGCUCCAGGAGAUCGCCCGGCACUUCGAGCACAAGGCGGGGGACGACUACGAGCUGGUGCUGGAGGCCAUUGACACCAUGACCUGCGUCGCCUGGUACAUCAACGACAUGAAGCGCAAGCACGAGCACGCCAUCCGCCAGCAGGAGAUCCAGUCGCUGCUGCUGGGCUGGAAGGGGCCGGACCUGACGAGCUACGGGGAGCUGGUGCUGGAGGGCACGUUCCGGGCGCAGCGGGUGCGCCACGACCGUGCCCUCUUCCUCUUCGACAAGGCCCUGCUCAUCACCAAGCGCCGCGGGGACCACUACGUGUACAAGAGCCACAUCCCGUGCUCCUCGCUGAUGCUGAUCGAGAGCACGAGGGACUCGCUGUGCUUCAGCCUGGCGCACUACAAGCACGGCAAGCAGCAGCACAGCCUGCAGGCCAAGAGUGUGGAGGAGAAGCGCAUGUGGACCCACCACAUCAAGCGGCUCAUCCUGGAGAACCACCACGCCACCAUCCCCCAGAAGGCUAAGGAAGCCAUCCUGGAGAUGGACCUGUUCUACCCCCCGCGCCUGCCCCGCUGCAGCCCUGAGCGCCUGAAGAAGAGCUGGUCCUGCCAGCCCCUGGGUGACACUGCCACCGAGCCACUCCAGGGACGCCGGCAGUCCGAGCCCUUCCAGCACCAGGAGCACAUGGAGACACUCCUGGAACGGCUGCAGGGACACGGGGGGCGCAGGCAGUCGGGUGCGAAUGGCAGCAAGGCUCGGGGAUCUCGGGGUGCUGACAAGUUUGGGGACACAGGGGUGAUGCCGCUGUCACCUCACCUCCCCACAGAGCCCGCCAAGCACAACCUGUGGCACCUGGGCGAGCAAGGGCUGAAGCAUUCUGGCAGCGAUGGGGCACUCCUGGAAGGGGGGGAGCCCUCCCAGUACCCCAGAGCCUGGGCAGCAGCUGAGGGCAUGGUGGAGGAGGAAGAGGAGGAGGAGGGAGAGGAGGCUUUGGGCAAGGACUUCCAGGAAGAGCUGCCUGAGGCUGGGAAUCUGCUGGUGGAGCCCCAGGAAGAGCAGGCCGGGGGACACCCACGGGUGCUGGAGGGACCCAAACGGCCGAGCAGCUGGGGGCCGGGGAGCUGUGAGAAGGUCAGUGCAGCCUUGCAGCCCCCACCUGGGGGUCCCCAGGGACCCAGCACCCACUCACCCGCUGGCAGCGCCACAGAGCACCGUGAGGUGCCAGAGGCACCCAAAUCCCCAUCCCCGGCGGGGCCCCCGGCGCAGCCCAGCGGGGACAGGGAGCCAGAGCGCGCUGCAGAGGAUUUGCAGGUGCUUAGCAGCGAGGAGGAGGAGGAGGAGGAAGGAGAGGAGGAAAGAGCUGCCAGCAUCCUGCCGCCCUCGGUGCUGGACCAGGCCAGCGUCAUCGCCGAGCGGUUCGGCGGCGGCAGCAGCCUGUCCCGGCGGAGCAGCCUGGCACUGGAGGGGCCGCUGGGACGCGCCCCCAGCCACGGCGGCAGCACCCUCAGCCUGGACGGGGGCCCCCCGCUCGAGUCCGGGGAGCCCGGGGGCUCCUGCAGCACCAUCCCCUCGCCCGAGCCCUUCGCCAGAGCCCGCCGGGAAUCGCUGCUCUCCAACCGGGACCGCCUGCUCCUCGACAAGAUCAAGAGCUACUACGGCCACGCCGAGCACCGCGACGCCGGUUUCGGGGUGCGCCGCCGCGAGAGCCUCUCCUUCAUCCCCAAGGGGCUGGUGCGCAGCUCCGUGUCCCGCCUCAACGGGCUCCCGCGGCCCCCCGGGAGCCCCGAGCCCCCCGCGCAGCCCGAGGCGCCGGAGCCGUGCCAGGAGAACGGGGUGCAGCCCUCCGAGCCGCUGCUCAUCCUGGAGGAGGAUGAUGUGGGCGCCGGGGGGUCACCCCCGGGGCCUCCCCCCCAGCUGCUGCUGACCCCCCCUCACCUGGGCACCAAGGUGUACCAGCUGGCACGGCAGUACAGCCUCCGCAUCAAGAGCCGCCGCGCCGGCGCCCGCCGGCCCCCGCUGCCGAGGGAGGACGGGAACCCCGCUCCCAGCACGCCCUCACCGGCUGCGCCGCGGGACGGAGGAGGGCUGGCGGUGCCCCCGGCCCCGUGUGCCCCCCGCAGCCCCUCGAGCCCCGUGGGUGCCGAGCCCUUCGCCUGGCCCGACGUGCGGGAGCUCCGUGCCCGUUUCGGCGCCCCCCGGCCCCCGCCCGUGAGCCGCAGCCGCUCGGCGCCCGAGGGUCCCGUUCGGGGCGGGCGCCCCGUCGGGAAGGAGCGCGGCGGCGGCCGGAGCCGGAGCGCCGAGGCCAGCGGGGGAUCCGACAGCCCAAGCCCGGCGCCGGCGAGGCACAGCAGCGACGGGGCGCUGUGGGUGGCGGCAGAAGCUCCCCUGGGCCCCGGGCAGCGGGUGCUGGUGCUGGAGCGGCUGCCGGAGCCCCCCACGUACGUGCAGAUCCGCUCGCCCACCACCCGCGAGAAGAUCUGCCUGAAGGCGGUGGUGGAGCGCUGCAAAGCCUACCAGGCUUCCGAGGAGUACCGGCGGCGCUGCCCCGACACCCCCAAGCCCCCCCGCCACGGCCUCGUCAGGGACCUCCGGCAGAAGUUUCAGAGCCUCGACGCUGCCAGCUAGGAGGGGGGACGGGGAGAAGGGGCAUUCUGUGGACCCCCGGGGGAAGGAGCACCCCAUGGACCCUCAGGGGAAGGAGCACUCUAUGGACCUCCAACUUACCUGGAAGAAAGGGCACCCCAUGGCCCCCCAUGUUCUUUGGGAGAAGGAGCACCCUGGGGACCCCCAACUGGCCCAGGAGAAGGGGCACCCCAUGGAUACCCCCAGCCCUUCUGGAAGAAGGAGCACCUCAUGGACAGCGAGCGUGUCCAAGAGAAAGAGUAUCCCAUGGACCCCCAACGUACCUGGAAGAAGGGGCACCCCACGGACAGCGAACUUGUCCAGGAGAAGGAGAAUCCCAUGGACCCCCAACCCACCUGGAAGAAGGGGCACUCUGUGGACCCCCCAAUCCACCUGGCAGAAAGAGCACCCUGGGGACCCCCAAUCUACCUGGAAAAAGGGGCAGCCCAUGAACCUUCCCCCGUGCCCAGGACCAGUGCCCCCCCCAUGUCCCCUCAGUGCCCCCCAGGCCCCUCCCCCGGCGCCCAGCACUGCACCCGGCUCGCUUUCAUAUCUUUAUUAGAAAAAAAAAACCCAAACUGAACCCAAAGUUCCUCUCUGGUCGCCUGCCCCCCCCCCCCCCCCGAGGUGUCUUGGCCCGGCCGCGGGGUGCAGGGGGGGUCCCCCCACCCCGGCUGGGGGGGGCACGGGGCGGGGGGUGCUGGAGAGGGGCCCCCAUGGGCCGACGCUCUUUGGUUGGUGCCCGCGGGGGCCGGGGGGUGUCCCCCCUCUGCACCCACGUGCUGCGGGGGGGGUGUGUGUUUAUGGCUUUGGGGGGCACCCGCGCACCCCCCCGUGUGGGUGCUGGGUGGGGGUCCAUGCACACCCGUG